AGAAAGGUAACGAAUUCGGACAAUAGUUAAUUGCGCAAGUCUACGAUAGAAAAAGCACGUGAAUCAUCGGCAUUUCAUCCUGUCAUUUGUAUUUUAAGCCGACCUCUACAUAGAAAUAGCAACCAGCCAAGCCGAGCGCCCGAGCAUGUGAAAAUGUAGCGCCAGGUUCGAUGCCACUUAGCCAAAAUUUAAUUAAUUUGAUGUAAAGUAAAUAUGGCUGUUUCAUUUUAUCCAUAUCCGUAACAUAAAAUCUGAUUUUAAUUUCUAUGACUAGCAUCGCUAAAACCCAAUAUGCCAUGGAUUACAGACGGAAGCACGUUCGAUAUGCUGUCUUGGAUUAUCAUCAUCUUCUUUAUUUCACUAUUCUUCUAUCUCGACGUGAGACGAGCCAUGCAGCGCUUCAGCAGCGUGGUCGACAGCACCCUUCAGGAGGAGGACGACCCAGCCGACUCGGUCCGCAUGUCGUCCCGACGCGGCCUGCAUGUCGUCAUCCCGCCACGAGCCGGCCCAGGUGACGGGGCCGGGGUGGCCGGGCAGCCGUUCCGACCGACCUCGCCGAACGUGGCCUCGGGCGGCGGCUCCGUGUCGCCGCGGCCUGCAGGAAUGGCCAGGCCGUCGAGGAGCCGCCGAAACACGGUCGGCUCUCCGCUGGGCGACCUGAGCGAGCUGGUGACCCGCUCCGCCGUAGACGCCUCGGUAGUGAAGGCGCUCAUGUCUGGCUCGGUGGCUCCCAACGAGCACUCGGCCCCGUACGAGCUCCCCUACUACCCGAUCGAACAGAUCGAGACCAAGCUGGCCAUGCAGAAACAUCUCAGCGAAAGGCUGCUGAGUGACCAGCUGGCCAGUCGGAGGGCCGACCGGCCCGGUCAGGAAGCGGAGGAGGAAGCCGCCACCGAGCCGGGAGACUACGUGCCGCAGUUCCAGAGGGUACUCAUCGCCGGAGAGGACUCCAUCGAGGUAACGACUGAGGACAUCCAGAACGCCUCUCAGAUGCUGGUGCGGGCACUGGCCAUCCGCGAACAGUAUAUGUCCGUGUCACAGCAGUCGUUCCCGGCCACGGCGGCCCGAUUUCUGCGCACCGUACCGGCCACCGCCACACAACAGCACGGAGUGAAGACGCACGUUCACGAGCAUUCUGUGCACGCGCCGGGCACCGACGACCCGUGGGCCGUCGAGUUCCCGCCCGCCGCCGAGUACACGUGCCGGAUGAGCGGCGGGGUCUACCACGUCUACAAUAGCGACGGGACGCUGCGAGACUACGCCUACCAGGACAUCGACAAGUUCUUCGACGACUUCCGGUUUAUGUGCACCAUCAUCGCGGACGGACCGCUGAAGUCAUUCUGCUACCGGCGCUUGUCGUAUCUCACCUCCAAGUUCCAGCUACACGUGCUGCUGAACGAACUCCGGGAGUUGGCCGCGCAGAAGGCGGUGCCCCACAGGGACUUUUACAAUGUCCGCAAGGUGGACACGCACAUUCAUGCGUCGAGCUGUAUGAACCAAAAACAUCUGCUGCGCUUCAUCAAGAAAAUGGUAAAAACAAACAGCGAAGAGAUCGUCUGCGUCAACAAGGGCAAGGCGAUGACGCUCAAGGAAGUGUUCGAAAGCCUGGGCCUGACGCCGUACGAGCUCAACGUCGAUAUGCUGGACGUCCAUGCGGAUCGGAAUACGUUUCACCGGUUCGACAAGUUCAACGCCAAGUACAACCCGGUGGGUGAGAGUCGACUUCGAGAGGUGUUCCUGAAGACGGACAACCACAUUAACGGCAGGUACUUCGCCGACAUCAUCAAGGAGGUGUGCGCGGACCUGGAGGAGAGCAAGUACCAGUCGGCCGAGCUGAGACUCUCCAUCUACGGCCGCUCGGAAGACGAAUGGGACAAGCUGGCCAAGUGGGCCGUCCACAACAACGUCUACUCGGACAACGUCCGCUGGCUCGUCCAGGUGCCCAGGCUCUACGACAUCUACCGCUCUAACAAGCUGGUGAAAAACUUCGGCGAGAUCAUAAGCUACAUAUUCAAGCCUCUCUUCGAGGUGUCCAUCAACCCGAAGUCUCACCCAGAACUGCACCUUUUCCUGUCGCAUGUGGCUGGUUUCGACUCGGUCGAUGACGAGAGCAAGCCGGAGAUGACUGUGUUUGACCGGGACGCCCCUCUGCCGGAGGACUGGACCCAAGCCGAGAACCCGCCCUACGCCUACUACAUCUACUACACGUUCGCCAACCUCACCGCCCUCAACGCACUUCGCGAGGAGCGCGGCAUGAACACAUUCGUGUUCCGUCCGCACUGCGGCGAGGCCGGCGCCGUCAACCACAUGGUCUGCGCCUUCAUGAUGGCUGAGUCCAUCAACCACGGCCUGGCGCUCCGCAAGGUACCGGUGCUCCAGUAUCUGUACUACCUGGCAGAGAUCGGUCUGGCCAUGUCGCCGCUCAGCAACAACUCUCUGUUCCUGAACUACCACCGUAACCCGCUACCCGAGUACCUGGCGCGAGGUCUGAACGUCAGCCUGUCCACCGACGACCCGCUGCAGUUUCACUUCACCAAGGAGCCGCUUAUGGAGGAGUUCAGCAUCGCCGCCCAGGUGUGGAAGCUGAGCUCGACCGACAUGUCCGAGCUGUGCCGCAACUCGGUGCUCCAGUCGGGCUUCCCGCACGAGACCAAGCAGCACUGGCUGGGGCCCAACUACACACGCGAGGGUGUGGCCGGGAACGACGUGACGCGCACCAACCUGCCCGACAUCCGGGUGUCGUACCGCUACGAGACGCUGCUCGAGGAGCUGGCCACCGUGUUUCAGGAGGUGACGCCCGACCCGGUGGAGGAGCAGACGCAGCCGCGGCCUGCCGCCGAGCCGGCCGUGCAGCGCUGAGCAGGACAGUCGCCGGUGGAGCCGAUAGGCAGCCGCAGUCAGCAGCCGCUGGAAGGCGGGGAUAUCGUGUCUCUACGGUCGCAGCAGACCGGAGCUCUGAGAGUCGCCGAAAUCCGAUAACCAGCCGAGACCGUAGCGUGAAGGCUACUGAAGGAGAGCCAAGUCGCACGGCACGCUAGAAUAUGCCUUGUUGGUGCUACGGGACGGUACCUAGUGCUUACAUUAUACGACCGUCCCACUACGACUGUGCUGUAGUCCAUAGCCCGCCCUUCCUGCGGAAGGCAACUAGUCAAUCAUGCAAGUAACGGACACUCGACGCCAUGCUGUAAUUGUUUGGAUUGUAGCUAUGUAGCGCCCUUCCACGGAUCGAACCUGCAAGUGAUGACAAUAUUCAGUCACGUUUUGUACCGCGAUGACGGAUUGCAAUGGAGUUACCCAUAUAUGCUAAAAAGCGGCAAUCGUACUGAAAGAGGCAAGAAACACGAGACAAACAUCGAACAUGCAUACGCAAAACUAUAAAUAAGGGUACUACGCGCAUGCAGAUGUACGAAUACAAAGGUCUGAACCGA
Amphibalanus amphitrite is the source of this 3428-nucleotide messenger RNA. RefSeq names its product AMP deaminase 2-like. Gene Ontology annotation, molecular function: AMP deaminase activity. The record is from RefSeq and is a predicted model, not a curated record. The transcript has 16 exons. The coding region runs from base 292 to 2859 and encodes 855 amino acids. Gene Ontology annotation, cellular component: cytosol. Gene Ontology annotation, biological process: AMP metabolic process; IMP salvage. NCBI's taxonomy places the organism in Eukaryota, Metazoa, Arthropoda, Thecostraca, Balanomorpha, Balanidae.